GGAAGAACGUCGCCAGGACAGCAUCGUCUCCAACAGCGCGCUUGUCCGUGAAUUUAUAUCGACCAUCUCGAAACGCCAUUUUUAACUUUAUAAACGGGGGGCGGUGGGAUGUCCUAGACAGGCGGUAUGCGGCUGGUCUGGCUGACGUUGGUAGGGUGGGCUGCUGCAGUGGCCGCCCAAGGCAACUUCCAAUGCCCCGCCCACGCGGAGAUCUCCCCCUGCCAAUGCACCGUCAAGAAGAACGGGUUGGACAUCCUCUGCGAGUUCACGGAUGUGUUCCACAUCACGCGAUCCAUGACCGUCCUCAAGGGGAAGCCUUCCAUCGUCAUAUACUACCUCAAGCUCCGCCACAACAACUUGCCCAAGUUGCAGAGCUUCAUCUUCCUUGGCAUCGACAUCAGGCACCUCACCGUGCACAACAGCAGCCUCGCCGUCGUAGAAGAGUCCUCGCUCAGUUCUAUGGGAAAAGGACUGACACAACUUGAUUUGUCCCAGAACAUCCUCAACUCUGUGCCAUCUCCUGCCUUCAGGAACCUGCACCACCUCAUCAUCCUCAACCUCAACCACAACAAGAUAACAACCCUCCACAACAAAGCCUUCGAAGGACUGGACACCUUGGAAAUCCUAACACUCUACGAGAACAAGAUCAUCAACAUAGAACCGGAGGCCUUCAAAGGGCUUGACAAAAAGCUAAAAAGAUUGAAUAUUGGAGGAAAUGACCUGAACCGAGUUCCAAGAGAGGCCCUUUCUAUCUUAGAUACGCUGAAAAAGUUGGAAAUGCAAGAGAAUUCCAUCUCUCAAAUCGCUGAGGGAGACUUUGAAGGAUUGACAAACCUUGAUUCCCUGGGUCUGGCCCACAACCACCUAAAGAGGAUCCCAGCCAAAGUCUUCACCCACCUCAAGUACCUUAACUCACUGGAACUCGAAGGAAACGGAAUAGUCCAUAUUGAUGCUGAAGCCUUCGCUGGCCUCGAAGAAAACUUGCAGUACCUGAGAUUGGGCGACAACAACCUGCACACCAUCCCCAGCGACGCUUUGCGAAGGCUACACCGAUUGCGCCACCUUGAUCUGAGGUCUAACAACAUAUCCGUCAUUGCUGAGGACGCUUUCACAGGAUUCGGCGACUCCAUAACAUUCCUCAACCUUCAAAAAAAUGACAUCCGCACCCUGCCACCAUUGGGUUUCGAGAACCUUAACUCACUGGAGACUCUAAACCUUCAAAACAACAAGCUGGUGCACAUCCCCGAGGAAAUCAUGGAACCAAUCGUGGACACCCUUAGAGUGGUAGACAUAAUGGAUAAUCCGUUAGAAUGUGAUUGUGAACUGAGGUGGUAUGCAUCAUGGCUGAAGAGUCUUAGGGACAAAGAUGAUGAGAUGAUGCAGAAAAAGCGAACAGUGUGUACGAUGCCAAAAGAACACAGAGAGUUUCCCGUCCAAGCGAUGCCCCUUGAGCGGAUGAACUGCGUUGGCAAGAAUAUGGAGCGGACAUCUUCCUCUAUUUCAACGGCUCUUUAUCCCUUGAGCACACUCAUUUGUCUUCUUCCAGCUAUGGUGCACUAGCCGUGGAGGAUUGGAAACAUUAUUAGAGCACAGGUUUGACUGUGACACAUUUAAAUUGUUAUGAAUCAUUUUAAGAUAUUAAUUGGACAUCUGAAGACUGGUAAUUGGUAUUUGAUUCUUAAAAAUAAGGAGAAAAAAAAUUUUUGAAAAAUUAAUUUUUUUUAGAAAAUAAAAAUACAUUUUGGCCUUAUAUCAAAAGUUAUAAGAAUCAAAAAUAGUUUUCAAAUGAUUUUAUCAAUUCAUAGAAUUAAAAAAAAAAAAAAUGUAUAGGUCUUUCAAAAAAUCUUUAAAGCUUCAGUAAAAUCAAAAAUGAAAACAAACUUUUAAAAAAUGCUCUAAAACGUAAUUAUUGUUGGUUUUUUAGAAGAAGUAGAAUUAUCACUCAAGUGUUCAUUUAAGACUAUUUUUGAAUUUAAUAAAAUGGAUUCUUAGAAUGUAUAAAAAAUUAUUUAUAAUGUCAAAAGAUAAAACUAAAUGGUAAAAUUAAAAAUUAACUAAUAAGAAUCAAGCAUGUGUCAGUGAUUGAAAAUCAAAAAAGGUUAAUUUAAUAAUACUAAAAAAAAUAUGUGUAAUUAUUAAAAAUUCAAACUAAAAACAUCAAUGAUGGUUUAAAAAAAAUAAUAAUAAUAUAUAAUACGUG
Nezara viridula (southern green stink bug) is the source of this 2200-nucleotide messenger RNA. The record is from the annotation of a GenBank genome assembly. NCBI's taxonomy places the organism in Eukaryota, Metazoa, Arthropoda, Insecta, Hemiptera, Pentatomidae.